This is a messenger RNA of Nicotiana tabacum (common tobacco), 2509 nucleotides long. RefSeq lists its product as uncharacterized. The record is from RefSeq and is a predicted model, not a curated record. Lineage: Eukaryota; Viridiplantae; Streptophyta; Magnoliopsida; Solanales; Solanaceae.
CAGUUAUCUUCCUAAUUUCCAGCUGUUCUUCUUCAAUCACUCCAUUAUACUCCCAAAUUUUCAGCCAUUUUUAAUUAAUAUAUUCACACACAAAUCCCCAUAAGCUCAUUUUUUACAUGCAACUUUAUUGAAAUUUGAUCCUCUUAUUUUUUCCAGUUUUAUUGGAGAUUAUAUCAAUUUUGUUGCGUGUAGACAUUAAUUACAAGGAGUUGAAGAUCAUCUUCAAUACAGUGCCUGGUUAACGACCAGACUAGCUACAGAGUUGUUGAAACAGAUGGAACAGAAGCAUCAUACACCAAGUGUUAUAGCAAGGCUGAUGGGCAUUGACGAGCUUCCACCUCAGCAGCCUCUCCCUUCUAAGAAAAGGAGAGUACUCUCUGAGAACUAUCUCCGGAAAACGGCUACCAUAGGUUUGCGAGAAAAGAGCUCAUUCUCUGUUGGCCUCUCCUGCGGAAUAAAUACUCAGAAGCAUCAAGUAGUUAAACAUGUAUUCGGAGUUGAGAUGCCAGAUAUUUAUAGCCGUGUAAAAGCAAGCCAAAAUGCAGCCAAGUUGAAGAGGCAGAAAUAUAGUGAUUCAAGUUUUACAUCAAUGAAGGAGAAGCAUUCUUACUUUAAGCACUCCAAAGGUAGCUCAGAAUGUUUACUAUCUGAAAAUACUUCGAGAUCUCUUCAGAGACUUGGGAUUGGUACACCAAAAGAUGAUGUUGGAGAAUGUGCUAUUCAUCACUUGAAGAAAAUAAACUUUCAGUUUGAUCCAAACGCAACCAUGCCUCAUCCGUCUCGAAGAAUUAUUGCGCUCAAACCUAGUUCUAGAAAGUCUUCUAACACCAAAAGACAGUCAUUUUCUCUUAGGCCUGGUGUGGAAUCCGAUCCUGUUGAUUUGAAGUACAACCAAUUCAGAAAACAUGAAAAUGGGGAAGUAGAUAAUGAUAAACCAGGAAGAGAAAAUGGUGUUUAUAGCUUGGAACCUCUAAAACAUGGGGUUAGAGUUCCACGGAAAAUAGUACAGACAAGGAACCUUGUACAACACGAACUUAAUCACAGUUUAAAACUCACAUCAAGAGCAGAAAACAUCAACGACACUUUUCUGAAGGCCGAGGAUCUGAAAUCACCUUCUUCAAAUUUAUUUAGUACGAGAAGAGAAGAUGAUACUCUGUAUUCCUUUACAAAAAGGUCAUCUUUUGCCAAAGAAGAGAAGAAGCAAAUCAUUGGAAGAUGGAAACUGAAGAAUGAUUUUCAGGAAGUUGAAAUAGCUCAUAGAAACAGGAGUCAUGGAGAAAUGCUUGCUAUGGAUUACCUAGAAACAAAUCCUCAAUUUUUGAACUCUGAACGGGACAAGCAUAGUUUUGACAGUUCAUUCAGUGUGCACACUGGAACCUCGGGCCUGUGCAAUCCUUUGGAUAUCAGCAGCAAGUAUAUGAACAGAAAGCAGAAAGAUAGUGCGGAAUAUAGAGACUUAAACUUGAAGGAAACCGAUCAGGGUAGUCCAAAUUCAGUUCUGGAGCCACCUUUCCAGGAAGAGAAGCUCUGCACUUCUGAAUUCCAUGGCUUAUGUAGUGUAGCAGUGCAACUUCAGUUUCUUGAGACCAACUCCGAGGAAACAUAUUCAGAAGGAUCUGAAAUGGGCGUCUCAAAUGAUGAACACUCCGAGAGAGGGUCUCUUGAUCUCCUUCAAGAUAGUGAAAAUGUAUUAACGGACUUCAAAUUUGCAGAAAGCAGGGACUUCUCCUACCUGGUUGAUGUUUUAGAUGAGGCCAGUUUGCAUGGCAUGAACCUAGGAAUGUGCUUUGAGACGUGGCAUUCUUUGGAUUGCCCUGUGAAUCCCUCACUGUUUGACUUAUUAGAGAAGAAGUACGGGAAGCAAACAUCUUGGCUAAAAUCGGAGAGGAAGCUUUUGUUUGACCGCAUAAAUUCAGGGCUGAGUGAGAUUUUGCAUUCGUUUCUGGAUAUCUACAUAAGGGGAAAAUCUUUGAAGAGAAGGUGUUGUUCUGCAUUGAGGAGAAUUGAUGUUGAAGAAGAGUUGUGGAGGAUGCUGGUUAGUCAGGAAAAUGAAGUGCACAAGGACUUGUCCGGAAAGGCAAUUGGAAACGAAACCAAAUGGUUGCAGGUUGAGGAGGAACUUAGUAGCAUUUGUAGAGAAAUAGAGAAAUAUUUGUUUGAUGAGUUAGCUGCAGAAUUAGCUUCGCAUUGAAAGCAUAUAAAAUGGGAUUUUUGGCCGCUGAAGUUUCCUACUAUUUCCCUCCUCAAGUUACUGGGAAUAGAUUUAGUUUUUUCCAACAGCAGUUUUGAUCUGAAAGUAUAGGAUGUUGUGUAGAGAAUCUGAAAGAUGUGGCACUAUUUAUUCUUAUAUUCAUCAAACACUUUGUGCAAUUCUUGUUUUUCUGUAGAAAUCCCAUGCUGAUGCAUGAAGAUGCAUGUAGAGAGAUUUGGUGUAAACAACAAAAUAUGAAUUCCAUUGGUAUAUUUCUGAAGGCAGAGAGCCAGAAAAUUUAAAAGAAAUUAUCACUGA